UUAGCACACUAGGACAAACAUGUGCUAGUCAAGUAAGGGCAGAGGAAGAUCUCUUAAACACACUCCUGCCCCGCACAUGUGGUAGACAUGUGUUGUCAUUCGUCUCUGCAGCUGUUGGGACAACACCUCAUAUCUAAACCGUGCCAGUGAGUGUGUGCAACAUUUAAGGGACACAAGCAGCAUUUUGUACAACAUCGACGUAUUUCAAACAAGUAGUUGUAAUGGAUUCUCGGCUGUCGAAACAGAUCCAGUGUUCGGUGUGUUUGGGGGACUUCACAGAUCCAGUGAGCCUGCUGUGCGACCACACGUUCUGCCGACAGUGUAUCAGCAAUCAUUCCCAAAGCUGCCGCCUGAAACUGUGUCCGGAAUGCAGGCGGCCCUAUACCAUGUGGGACCUCCGGUCCAACCGAGUCCUGCGGAAUAUGGUGAGUGCCGUGAGGGAACACUUGAGCGAGCAGCAGACCCUCAGGGACAUGAAUGUAGCGGCUUGUGGAGCAGGCUCGAGAGUGUUUGAGGAACCAGAGAAGCUGGUGUGUUCAGAUCAUCAGGAGAGACUCAAGCUGUUUUGUGAGACGGAUCAGAAACUGGUGUGUCUGAUCUGUAGGGAUGGUGAGAAUCACCAGGGACACACGUUCAAACCUGUGGAGGAGGCAGCAGAGCCCAGAAAGAAUUCAUUGUUAGAGCCUCUGAGCUUCCUGUCGAAGGAGAAUGAAGAGUUGCAGGCUCUUAUCAAGAAACAGACGAAUGAGAUCUCUAAAACUGAGGAAAGGUCUCGGCAGCUCUCUGCUCAGAUCUCUGCUCAGUUUGAGGAGAUGCACCAGUUUCUGAGGAAAAAGGAGGAGGAAGUGAAGAAAAUACUGGAGAAAGAAGAGAAGGAUAUGAUAGAAAAGAUGAAAAGAAACAGAGCAGAAACAGAAGAGAAGCUGAACGACGGAAGAGAGAAGGAAGGGAUUCUACGCUCAGUCUUUCAGACUGAUCAGCCAGAUGGGUUUCUGCAGUGGUGGACUGAGAAAGGGCUGGAAUUUGUCGAAGAGAUGAAAGAGAAAGAAAGCUGCUGUGAAAAUACUGACAUUGCUUCUCAAACAACCAAGUUCAAAUCAGCAGUGAAAAGCGUGAAUUUGACACCUAAUUCUCUGUUCCUUGGCCUUCAUGAGACUCACUUGCAGUUUAUUGUAUGGAAGGAGAUGCUGGGCUUUAUCAAACCAGUCCCAGAUCGUAAUGUCAUACAUGACUGUCAUGAUCCAUACCUGAGGGUGUCCUCUGAUGGGCGCAGCGUCAUCCGCACAUCCAAAAAGGGGAUUUUCUUGCGUCACAAAGACUACAGGCCUCUGGCCAGGACCCACAAGACCUUCCAGUCAGGACAGCACUACUGGGAGGUGGAUGUAGGAGCAAAGAUAGACUGGAGUGUGGGCUUCGAUGGUGGGUGCAUAAGCAACUUAAACAAGGACAUUGGGCUCCACCUUAAGCAUGAGCAAGGCUACUGCAUCAAAGAGUAUGAGACAGUGACAGAGAUAGACCUGACAGUGAAACCAAGCAGGAUAGGGCUGUACCUGGACUGCGACGGGUGUCAGGUGUGCUUCUAUAAUGCGGAUGACAUGACUCUGCUUCACACCUCCACAUAUCCUUCAUCCAUCCCUUACUCCCUCAGCCUCUCUCCAGGAGCUUAUCUGGCAGGGAAGAAUGCUGAUCCGCUCACAGUCACCUGGAACUGAUCCGUCUGGGAAAUAAUUGAACACUUUAGUAAGAUGGUUGUAAGAACUGGUCCAUUUAUGGUUUAUGAGGUGAUGUAAUAGGGCUUGAGAGAAAAGUUAUUGGCUGCUGUAUUUACUCGCUCAGUUUGUUAGUGGGCGCUUUGAUUUAUAAAAAAAAAAAAAAAAAGCAUAUUUGUGACAGGCACUUUAAGCACUAAAUUCUGAGAACACAAAAGAUCAUGAAUUUUUUUUUUUUUUUUCGUCAUUUUAGAGCAAUUUCUAAAACAUUAGAAAAAAAUUAUUCUUUGGUGAACCAUAAUUAUAACAUAACAUAAACAUUUUAAGCUACUAAGUCAUAAUAAUAUACUAUAACAUAGAAAGUCAAAUUGAUGACAAAAUUAUGUCAAAAUGAUGAUAUACUAAGCCAUAAUUAUAAGUCAUAAUUUUAAUGUAAUAAUUAUGACUUUAUCUCAUAAUUUCAACUUUUUGUUAUAAUUUCACUUUUUAUGCCAUAAUUAAAACGGAUUUAUGUCAUAACUAUGAGUAUUUAUGCCAUAAUUAUGUUGUCAAAUGACUGUAAUUGUCAUAAUUAUGUUAUGUAAUAAAGACUAACAAUUUUAUAAUGAUUGUAUCAUCACUGUUUAUGAUAUAAUUAUGUUAUGUCAUAAUGACUGUAUAGAUGUCAUAAUGACUUUGUCAUAAUUAGGACUGUUUUGUCAUAAUUAUGUUAUGUCAUAAAAAUGGUAACUAUGUCAUAAUGACUGUUUGUCAUAACUAUGAGUCUCAGAAUUUUCAAGUUUUAUGUCCAUUUUUAUAAUAUAAAUAAUCUUUAUUUGUGUGAUUAUGUAAUAAUCAUUGGAAAUAUUUGUGUGAUUAUGUAAUAAUCAUUGGAAAUAGUCUAGAAGAUGCAGCAACCAUGAUUAUAAAGUCACCUUUAUUCUUUCAACAUUUUAUAGUAAAAAUAAUUGUUACAGAAAAUACUAGUUCAUAUAUGUUAUGGACUAUUGGAACUUUUGUGAUAUAUGAAAUGAUGUAAAAUAUUAGACUAUAAUUUUCUGUAAUAAUUUUACAAAUGUUUCUGUAUUUGCCACAAGAGGGCAGUGUUAUAAACUGGUAUUGAGAAAUA
This is a messenger RNA of Cyprinus carpio (common carp), 2817 nucleotides long. RefSeq names its product zinc-binding protein A33-like. NCBI's taxonomy places the organism in Eukaryota, Metazoa, Chordata, Actinopteri, Cypriniformes, Cyprinidae. The record is from RefSeq and is a predicted model, not a curated record. Gene Ontology annotation, molecular function: zinc ion binding.